AACCAGCAAAGCAGCAAACAACGAAAGCAAGCAAGGCGAAGUCAGUCACAUAUUCGGAUCACAAUUCGAAUUAUUUUUUGCGCAAUAUACAAGAAAAAGCUUUCAGUUAAUUUUCUUCUUAGCUAUUUUUAUUCAAUCAUUCUUUGAAAAUCAUCUGCCUGGUGAGGUAGUACUAAGAAUAUUGGUGCAAUUCACGUAACUUUUUGCAAAUAAUUAUAUGCAAAAAGCCGAAAUUGCGAUACAUUUCUUUGUAUUCACGUGUAAGUUCGGUUGUAUGUGCGUGUGAAAAACGAAGGAACAUAAAGCAAUUGGCGCAAAGGAAGAUAAGCAAAUAAUUGGCAAAUUUGCAAGCGUGUAAUUUUUUAGCGAAAAGAGCGAAAAACCACUGGAAUAAGUGUCUUUGGGGAACGGAAAACAAUUUUUAGAAUCCAAAAUGCAGCAAAUGACCCAGAUUAUUACAAAUUUACUUUCUUCGGAUAACGAUGUAAUCAAAAAGGCCACCGCUGAUUUACAGGAGGCUUACAAGCAUCCGGAGACUGUACCAGCUCUUUGUGAAAUUGCCGUCUCGGCACCAGAGCCACAGGUGCGUCAAUAUUCUGCUGUACUACUUAAGAAGCACUUAGCAAAAUUGCGUCAAUGGAACAAAGUACCGGUUGAGCAACAGCAGAUAAUUAAGCAGGGUAUGCUUAAUGCCCUCAUGCAGGAGCAGCAAAAGUCUGUGCGUAAAGCCAUUGCUCAAUUUGUUGGUGUUUUAGUGCGUCACGAAGCCAAAAAGUCCGACUCAUGGAUGAGCGAAGUGUUAAAGUUCAUCUACAGCUAUUGCUCUUCGGCCGAUCCUAAGCAGAGCGAACUAGGCUCGUCUACAUUUGCUAUUUUGGCUGACGCGGCGCCGGAUCAAUUUUUGCAACAUAUGGAAUCGGUUUGUGAAAUGUUUACUGCUGCUUUGGUGGCCACCGAAGCAACUGGCAACAUGGCUACGCCUGUUAUUUUCAACAUUCUAACUGGUAUGACUUAUUUGGUGCCGUUUACAUUGGGUCACAACACAGCCGAACAAACGUUGCAGAAAUCCAUACCGUUGAUAGUUAAAUCCCUCCAAGCAUUUGCUGUGCAGCCUGAGGUCGAUCAAUUUGUUCAUGCUUUCGAUAUUCUCGAGAGUAUGGCCGAUUUGAAUGCUAAAUUGCUGAACAAUCACAUCAAAAUGUUGUUGGAGUUCUGCUUGGAGGCAGCUAGUAAUGCCCAACUUGAUAGCGCUGUGCGCAUUAAAGCCGUGGCUUACGUUGGUUGGUUGGUGCGCCUUAAGAAGAAAUUGAUUAUCAAACAGAAGUUGAUCGAGCCCAUAAUUCGCGUAGUUUUCAAUUUGAUGGCAACUGAACCAGAAGACGAAGAUGAUGAUGAAGAAUACUUUUUGGGUGAGGACAAUUCGAACCCGAUGACCACAGCUACUCAAACAAUGGAUUUACUUGCACUGAGCGUGCCACCAGAGAAAUUGAUUCCGCCAUUGUUGCAACUUUUGGAGCCCGCUUUGCAGGGUCAGGACCCACUGCCACGCCGCGCUGCCUACUUAAGCAUGGCCGUUAUAGCCGAAGGAUGCUCGGAGGCUAUAUGCAACAAAUAUCUCGAAACCAUGCUAAAUAUUGUUAAAGUUGGCAUCACCGACCCAAUACCACUUGUACGCAAUGCCGCCUUCUUUGCGCUGGGACAAUUCUCCGAACAUUUGCAACCAGACAUCACAAAAUUCGCACCUCAAAUUCUACCAAUACUCUUUGAAUUUUUGCACCAGCUCUGCAACGAAUUGCGAGCAUCCUGGCCGAACGAUGUAGUCACCGAGCCAUGGCCGCCUAAAACUGAUACAAUACUUUAUAUGAAUCAGCUGCAAAUCAAGCGAAAAUCGGUUUUAACUAAUUAUAGCGGCGGCACUGAACCCAAACACAUUGAUCGUAUGUUCUAUGCCCUAGAAACGUUUUGCGAGAAUUUGGAAGACGAAUUGGUGCCACACUUGCCGGUGCUUAUGGAAAUUUUAUUCGAAGCUUUGAAUCCUAACAACUCGGUUCGUGUGCGUGAAUUGGCUUUAAGUGCCAUUUCAGCUGCCGCAAAUGCCACAAAUGAGAAUAUGUUACCCUAUUUCCCACGCUUGAUCACCAUACUGCAAUCAUAUUUGGCUCCAACAGAAAACGAGGAUAUUAUCAGUCUGCGUCCACAAGCCAUCGACACUCUAGCUGCCUUGGCACGCACGAUCGGCAAGCAGAACUUCAUGCCGUUGGCCACUGAUACCAUGACGUUCGCUUUGAAUUUACUCGAGAAGGCUGAGGAUCCUGAUGUACGUCGUGCUCUUUACAAUUUAAUUGCCUCAUUGGCUGAGGUGGUUAAUGAGGAGAUGGCCUCCGUUUUCCCGAAGGUAAUUGAACGCAUGUUUGAAUCUAUACUCUCGACGGAGGAGGUCGUUCCGGAAUUUAAAGACGAUGAUGGUGUACCAGCGCCAGCCGAGGAGGCUGAUGAGAACGAAGAUGAUAUCGAUAUUGAAAACUCUGAUGGGGAGGAUGAUGAUUUGGAUAACAUCGCGGGAUACAGUGUUGAAAACUCAUAUUUAGAUGAAAAAGAGGAGGCCAUUUUGGCAUUGAAGGAAUUUGCCGAACAUACCGGCGCCGCUUUCAUACCUUACUUGGAGAAAUCUUAUCAAAAUGUUUACAAAAUGAUCGACCAUCCACAGGAGGACAUACGUAAAGUGUCAAUUGACGCGUUGAGCUCGUUCAUUGUGGCUCUGUACAAACAGCAAGAUUUGCAAGGCGUUUCCAAUGCUAUUACGAUCUUGAUACCUAAGUUGGGUCAAAUUGUGCAUGAUGAUGAAGAAGUUUCUGUUGUGCUGUCUGCGCUUGAAGGUUUGGGUGAUCUUUUGAAAGAGCUGAAACAAAUCUCUUUGCCAACGGUUGAACUUCGUGAUGUUGUCUUCUCUUGUAUAACCGACGUGCUACAGGGCAAGGUCGCUUGUCAAUUUGACGAGUCUACUGGCGAUGAUGAUGAGGAUGCUGAGGAGAGUGAAUACGAUGAGGCCAUCGUAGAGGGUGCUGGCAAUAUGCUGCCAUUGUUAGGCGCAGCCAUGGGACCGGAUCAGUUUAGACCAUACUUUGAGCGCACUUAUCCAAUUGUUUUGCAAAAAUUGCAAAAGGCGAAGAAAAAUGAGGACCUUGAAUCACAGCGCGCUUUCGCCUAUGGCGCUUUAGCUGAAUGUUUUGCACCACUGGGAAAUCACACCGGCGCAUUUUUCAACACAUUCUGUCCAAUUAUGAUCGCUGGUCUCUCUGACGAAUUCGAUCAAGCUCGCCAAAACGCCGUAUACGGCCUGGGUGAAUUGGUGCUAUACUCUGGAGAUAAAUCAUAUGAAGCUUAUCCACACGUUCUAAAUGCCCUCUCCCAGGCUGUUUCCAAGGAAACCAAACCCAGUGCUUUGGACAAUAUUUGUGGUGCUAUUGCACACCUGAUCAUUAGCAACAGUUCUUUGGUGCCGCUACCACAGGUGUUGCCAGUAUUUAUGCAAGAUGUGCCACUACGCGAAGAUUUCGAUGAAAACGCUUCAAUCUUCAAGUGCUUGAAGCAGCUAUAUUUGCAAGCACGAGAUGCGAUCGCCUCUUCAUUAGAGCAGGUUAUAGCCAUUGCCAUACACGUGCUAUACAAAAAGGAAUACACAGAGAGGGAGACAUACGACACCGCGUUGGGUCUACUGCAAGAAAUUCGUGAAAAUUAUCCAGACAAAUUCACUGCUGUGGCCAAUUCGAACCCAGAAAUUGUUGCUUUCCUGCAAACGCUGUAAAUGGCAAUUGGAAGAAACAUGUCAAUAUGAAUAGCAAGUGGACACAAAUUUCAUGUAUUUCAGCUAAUUUUGUAAUUAUUUGAAUUUAUAUUGUACGGUAAAUGAGUAUUUACUCCAUUGCAAUUAACAUAGUAAGAGUAGUUCUCAAAAAGGCAUACGGACACCCCUCGCAAAUCAAACGAAAAUAAUGCUAAAUUUGAAAUCUCUCACUCACUACUAAUUUGUUCAUGCUAGUUUCCUUAUUGGGGUGUUUCAAAGGAUAAAAAAGACUAAGACUGUGCGCAUUUUCAAAACAAUGAAAUAAUGCUACUUGCUGCACAAUCGCAGCUAAAGCUAAUUUUUAA
Messenger RNA from Bactrocera tryoni, 4149 nucleotides. RefSeq names its product importin-4. Gene Ontology annotation, cellular component: nucleus; cytoplasm. Lineage: Eukaryota; Metazoa; Arthropoda; Insecta; Diptera; Tephritidae. The transcript is spliced from 9 exons. Bases 434 to 3805 code for a protein of 1123 amino acids. Gene Ontology annotation, molecular function: nuclear import signal receptor activity; small GTPase binding. Gene Ontology annotation, biological process: protein import into nucleus. The record is from RefSeq and is a predicted model, not a curated record.